GGGUCACUGGCUGGGCCUCAGAGUUAAACUGAUAUAACACAGAUUAACAGGAGACAAAUACACAUUUUGUCGAACUUUUACACGGAUGUGGUAGCUUUCACAAGAGAAUGAAGUCUCGAAAAAGUGAUUAGAGCGGGACGCUUUUAUACAUUUUAGCAAAGGAACAGUAAAUUUGUGAAAAUUGAAAACACAGAGGGGUUGGAGCUAGAGGUAGUGUGUGGCGAAGGGACUAGGAAGAUAAGGGUUAGGCUUUGUUUGUGCAAAUUUCUCUUUGAUUCCCAGCAUCUGGUGGUAAUGUCUUCCUUCCUCCUGGUACAGGGAGGGUACAUUUGACAUGGAAGUUUUGCCUCUUGCUUUCAGGACGAAAAAAGGAGAGUCAGAGUAUCCUUGCACCUGCUAUUUCUUAAGUGCCCUUAAUUCUAACAAGCAGCGUCAGAAUGGCAUGUUUUGGGGAGACACUGGGUUCCCGUCACACUUCAUAUUGUCACGUGAUUCCAUUGAUAACUCACUUUCUGUAAUACUACCGUGGUUAGACUUGAGUAGCAACUUCACUGAGUUUUGAUAAGUUAUAAUACUACUUGCUAUUUCAAAUGUAGUUUUUGAGAACACCAAGUCCAAAAAUAGUGCAGAGAUGGCUGUUGGCUGUAUUUGAGUAUACAUACUUGGGUGAGGCCCACCCCCCCACCCUGCCCCAGCAUGAUUCACUUGGCCAGGCUGAUAGAGGGAUUUAUAUUUGGGUGAGACUCCCAUUUCUAAUUUGAAUCUAUAUUACUCUCUUUAGCCAUCUUUCAUGUCAAUUUUGAGGCUGCCUCUCUUAGUUUUUAUCCAUGCCGAUGUAAACCUCAGACUGACUUGGGUUGAAGAACAAAUAAAAUCAUAACAUAAUGAUUGAUUUUUAUUUUCUUUUGUGAAACAUUUAGAAUUCAUCUCUAAGUGAGUGCAUCAUUUUUGUGAGGUGGUAGGAGUUGGUAAUUGUCACUUUAUUUUCUAUGUCGGAAAAUUUAAAAAGAGACUGUCAGUACCAGAAGUAAAUCGAUUUCAAAGAUAGGAUUUAGAAUUUAGAAUUUCAGAUGUUACAGAACUAAGCCACACUGUCAUUUUCAUUAGACCAAAAAGAAUACCUACUUAAACAUUUGAUUCAUUAUUAUUUUGUUCAAAGAUAUUUCAUGAUAUUCCAUUCUUGAUGCAGUUGGAAAUUUUAGUGUUUCAUGUAAUGCGUCUGUUGCCUGGAUUUGGACCACUGAUAGUAUGAGAUUGUGGGUCUGGGGUUGAGAGGGGAAGGAAAGAGACCCUUUGUUAGUGCAUUGGUGAUCGGGCAAGAAGGAUUAUAAUUAGACUUAAAAGGUGAAGAUUCCAAACUUUCUAUAAAACUGAAUUAUUGUAACAAUUUUUUUACCUCUGUGAACCAAAAAUAUCUAGGUUGUAAUAAAAAGCCUUUAUCUGAGCAUAGUACUAUAAUCUGAGAGACACUAAUGCAAAUAACAACCCCAGCUGAACUCUGGAGAGAGCAAAAAAAGGAGGGUUUAUAAAGGCAAAAACUAUAAACUGCAACAACUUGGCUACCUAACAUGGUGUGACUGGUUCAAAGAGGAUUGGUGAGAUCCAGGUAAUGAAACUCUCAGGUAAGCUGACAUGGUUCUUGAUUGACAUGGAAACCAGGUGGGGCAAGUUCCAGGACAUACUUCUGAGGCAAGUGCCAAAGUUCAAAUGUCUAAAACUCAUCUGUGUUGUGCAUGUGGGUAAGUAGGACUUCCCUGAUGACCUCUUGACUCCAUUUGAGGACCCCAAAAUGGAUAUUAGUUGUCCGUUUUAGAUAUUUUGGUUCACAACUCCAUGAAGAAACAUGCUAAUACCCAAGAAGCCAUAAUAUUCAUUGUGGUUACUGAGGGAAGAGUGCACUACUCAAGUGCAGCUGAAACAAAGCUGAAUUUCAUACUUGUUCAACAAGGAGAACUAUACUUGCCAAAUAUAACCUCCCAGAUAGGCAGAGAUGCACUUAGACAGGGUUCUGAGGUUUAGGACUGGCUUUUUUUCAAAGGUGAGACAAUUUAAGGAUUGGCCAAUUUUAAACUUGGAAGGGACUGGCCUGCCUUGAGGAGCAAUGGUACUGAAGGGGGACACUUCCUAACUGGCUGAUUUUCUUAGCCGUGUACUUCAGUGGAAAGGCUGAGUAGAAUUUAAAGAUUGAUUGAUUAGGGUAUACUUAAAAUCAGUUCUUUGAUUAUUUGUUCCCGGCUUGGGACAAGAGCCAAAGAAUAGUCUUUUCCUUUAUUGAAGUUGGAGGUCCUUUUUGUUUUCCACAUUAAUGUCAAACAUUGAUGUUGGCAACUGUGCUAAUAUAAUACAUUUGGUUUUGCUUUGCUUAUGAAAUAAAACAAAAAAAUGAAUAAGUGAAGUGAAUGUCAUUUGCUGUCUGUCAGUUUCAGGAUUAUAUAAUUUUGGACCCAGGUUGUGUCAAGCAUUAUUUUUAUAUGUAGUUAAAAAGGUAGUAGCAUUAUUUAUGGAAAUUUAAUGUGUUAAACAUUAUGGUGAAAGCUGUGUUACUUUUAUGUCUAUUUUCUUUCUUGUGGGAGCGUCAUAUCACAUGCCCGUCAAAAUUCGAAUUAUAGACCUAAAAGUUUGGGGGUUUUUGCUUUUAGAGAAACAUCUGGAAACAUAUGGAAGUGGUUACUUUUUGAAAGUUAGCUAGCAGGUAUUGUUAUCAACAUUUUAGAAAGUUUAAUGAUUAUAUUGCACGUCUUUUAUAUAAGGUAGGCUGAAUCACAUUAGUGUCUGUGAGUCAUUUUAACACAGUUGUUACAUCAUAAUACCAUUAUACAAAGUAUCUUGGUUUAAUGUUUAUUUUAGAAUACUUUAUUCUUCAUGAUAAAAUAACUUGUUUAUGACUGUUUACCAGAACUGUAACAAAAUAGGUAUUUUUCUAAAUUAAUCUCUUGCAGUAAUAUUUUCCUAUGAAGGUGUUAAUAAGUUCAGAGGGCAUUCUUUAUCUUUGAAGUUACAGAAGUCAAAAUAAGUUUCUGGUAUACUUUAUUUUUUGUAUUGAGGUAUCGUUUAAAAUACAAUACACACGGACUAUUUCCAUUUGAAACAAGCUGAUACUUUUUAAAGAAUGGGUGCUGUCCUGUUUAUAUGCAGCCCUACUUCCUUUUUGUGUCUUAAUCUCUCUGCCUUCCAGAUAGGUGUUAUCCAGUGAUAAAGCUUACUAGUUAUUUAGGUAAAGCAUUUUUAUUUAAAAGCUCUUUGAAAAUGUGAACCCCCCCCCAAAAAAAAGAAAAUGUGAAACCCAAUUCUUGUUUCUGUUUGCAUUCUUUGAUAGUUAACCUUAAGAGGUUACUCUAAACGCAGUAUUAAAAUUAAUAUAAUGAUACAUUUAUUUAAAAACCUGUUUACUAAACAAUACUCAAAUGUUUUUUAUCCUCAAGACCUAAAUUUUAUAAAUUUAUACUUAAAUAGGUAUUUAAGUUUUCUAGGAAAAAGUUACUGGUAUCUUUGAUGCCUGAAUAUGAUUAAUGACAUCACGUCUGUUUUAUCUACAGUAUGGAAAAAGGGAUUUGAAAUGUGUUUUUCUCUGUACAUAUGCAGUGAAUAGUUGGGCUUUUAUUGCCUAGUGAUCUGAUCAAAAAAGAAUCUUAGGUUGGUGAUCUUUUGUAGUAAAGUGGAAGAAACAAGGAUUUUUUUGCUCUUCCAUAAAAGCCUUAAUUCCUAGUGGUAUACCAUAUAUUAGCAAAGACAAUGAUAUACCAUAGUUAUUUUUUCUUUUCAUUUUUUAAAAUUCAUAGGGGAAGAGAGAGAGAAAGAUUGUCUUGUUGUUUCACUUAUUCAUGCACCGAUUGGUUGAUUCCUCUCUGUGCCCUGACUGGGAUUGAACCCACAACCUUGGUAUGUGGUGUAUUGGGAUGAUGCUCUAACCAGCUGAGCUACCCCACCAAGGCAGUAGCUAAUAGUUUUAAUUUGCAUCUUUGAUGACUAGUGAGGCUGGGCUUCUCUUGUCAGCCACAUGGGUACAGUAUACCAGUUUGUACCUCCAGGGGAGUGGUUGGAAUGACUGCUGAAAGCAAUGGGCUGCUCCUUGCUGCUUUAGCGAGGAACUAUAAGAGGGUGUCAAAUAAGGGAAUGGUUUGCAGUUAGCAGUUUACAGUUAGAAUUGGAAGGGAGUAUAGUUUUAUUAAAGGAGAUUCCCUGUAUUAUCGCCUAUGCUCAGAAUUGACUGAAAGAGCAGUAAUAUGGGGUAUUGCAGGGUUGGAAAAAAGUUGCUUCUAUCCCAAACAGUAAGAGGUAAAGUUUGUUCUCAGAACCUUGCAUUAGAUUUUCUUGGCCAGACAGUGGAAGUCAGUUCAGGCAAGGAUCAAAUGAAGGAUUUACCUUCCCACUUGAACCAGUCAGUUAAAGCUCUAGUUACAAAGUCUCAGUUCCUCACAACAACCGGUUUAUUUCCUACUCAUGACGUGUCUGUGACUCUGUUCCACAUGCUGGGUUACUCUAAGAUGAAAGAACGGGCUUUUCAGGGAUAUCACUAUUUUGUGGAAGAAGGAAAAAGAAAAUGGCAGAACCAGGUGUUUGGAAGUGGCAUGUGUUACUUCUGUUCAUAUUUUAUUGGCCCAAGCAAAUCAAGUGGCCGAGCCUGAAAUCGCUCAGGUAGGAAGGAAUACCUCAAGCCACAUGGCAUGCCCUGGUGUAACUGGGGUGUGAUGGUAAACCCUUCCAUCGUGAGUCGGACCUCAGCGUGAACUAAACUGAGAGAGAGAUGGAUCUGCCACAGGCCAGCAAAUAGGGGACGUGAGGAGUUUGAUACCUACGAGCAGACCGAAUAUUCAGUUGUGGUUCCCUUCACGUGGUACUGACUGAGGACAAACAGCAUGUUGAACUUUUGAGAGGAUUAUGUUGUCAAAGAUGCUACAAGUUUUCCUUGAAAAGCCUGUGGUAGUUUGACAUUGUCUCUUAAAGCAACGCUGACCCUCAAGUUUGUAUCAGCAUUUUGCUGCCUCCUUGGAGCACAUAUUUCUCCCAUGUCCACUUCAUAUAGGACCAGAAAGGAAAAUGGAAAAAUAGAAUCUUCCAGAGGCAAAGCCAGGUUCCAGCAGACAAAUUGGCAAAGGAGACCCCCUGAGAAAACAAAAAGGGUGUGGAUGUCCCAGGGCCACCUUUAACGUGGUGUGCAGGACACUAGCUCAAGCUGCUCUUCCCUGCAUUCCAAAUGCCAGUCAGCCAGCCGCGUGGCCUCUCACCAAACCCAUAGCUGUGCAACACAGUAUCUCUCGUGACAUGUUCCCGACAAGAGGGAUACAGUCAAUGAUAUUGUUACAACUGUACAGUUUCAGGUUUCCAGGACAAGAACACCACUGUGAGUCCGCGGAACAGUCUUCAGAAGGCAAGGGACCAAUUAAAAGGAUUUACCAUAUAUGUUACAACUUUUUACUGGAGUCUUGAGAGAUAGGGAAAAGCCGUGGACUGAGCCGCCAAGCCUGCUGCACUGAGCUCCUACUCUCUGACGUGAACCUUAAAAGGGAGCUUCUGGUAUCGUCUUUCAACUGAGUGCACUGAACCCUGCCUGUCCAUUGGAACGUUGCCACUCAUUUGCAUUUAUUCUGACCAGUCAGAGCAGCUCCAUAACGACAAAAACAGAAUGCGCAAAGCUGACCAAUCAAGACAGUGCUAUUUGGACCAAUGGGAACUAUGCUGUUUGGAUUCCUCAUUGGCAUAGAAACGAACCAAUCGUGAACCUGGGUAGGAACUUUUCUGUAAACAAAACAAAACAAAACAAAACAAAAAGCCCUCCCCUUUGUCUUUGCGGAACACAUCAUUGGCUUUCACCAGAGACUCCCAUUCCACAAUUUGCAAAUUGUUCAUCUUUUUACCGCAAGGCAGAAUGGGGAUUCCCGUUGGCAUUGGAUUGGUGGCAGUGACCUUUUGUUGACAAAAGGAAGUUACUGCUCAAGUCAAACACAUCACAAUGCAGAAUUCUGUAUCAGUACCACCAAAAGAUCAAGGUGAAUCGGUCAUGCCUUCUGGAACAAUACAGAGUGGCAAAGGUUUGCAAAAUAAGAGUCAGUUUAGGACCAUUGCACCGAAAAUUGUUCCCAAGGUCCUAACGUCCAGAGUGCUGUCGGGCCACUCGCCAUCACUCUCCGAUCAGGUGACUCCAGGCCCUCCCGUCAGCUCCACACCGCUGGGGGUGCCCACCCAGAAUUAUGCUCUGAUGCAGGUCACUGGCCCGGAGGGGACUUUUUCUCUCGUGGCAUUGCCUCAUGUUGCCUCAGCUCAGCCAGUCCAGAAACGCAGACUGUCCCUGCCCCAAAACCUUAAACUGCCGAUUCCUCGAUACCAACCCCCAAGAAAUAACAAAGGAUCGACCAAGAACUCCAUCCGGAGCUCCUCUGAGAACAGCUGUAGCAAACCUCCAGUCCAAACCCAAACGUCCCCUUCCCUCCUUGACCAUUCCGAACCCCAGCCCCGUCCCAGCCCACCCGAUCCAGCGCUGUCGCUGAACCCGGCCCCGGCCGGCCUCAGUGCGGCCACACUGACCAAUGACCAUGGGCAGCUGGACCGGCCUGACACCCCAGCAUUAUCCACGCCAGAGCAGCCCUCUGCCAAGCGGGGCUUCUUGAAGAUUUCAGGGAAAGAAAACUUUGCAAGCAAAGAAACAUCCAGUAAACCUUCUGUUGUUGCCAGUGAAAAACAUAAAGAACAAGUUGAUCUUGCAAAAAGCACAAUUAGAUUAUCACCAGCCAUUUUUGGCAGUGCGCUUCAGUUGGUGCCCUCGGCCCCCAAAGGGAAACUGCCAAUCUUGCCCUACUCUAGAAUGAAAACAACAGAGGCUUAUAAAAAUGAGUCAGCUGUUCACACUGUAGACCUUUCUUUACCUGGGCUCAGGGCGGACUGUGAUAAGACAUCCACCAUCGCAGAAGGCUUUGAUGCAACUGCCAAAAUGGCCACGAAGGUGCCUAGUCUGCAGGUGUCGAAGCAGAGUCCCUGUGAAAGUGCCUUUUGUUCAGCCACCAAACUGGAUCUCAACCACAAACCAAAACUGAAUGGUGGGGCAGCAAAAAGAAAAGGAAGAAAACUGAAGGUACCAGAUGAGAUUUUGUCAUUUCAGGAGGAAAAGAGGAAAUGUAAAAGGAUAAAAAAUGAUCCCCAACAAUCCAGAGACCAAAAAGCUGGGGCUAUGAAAAAAUACCGUAGCAUUAUGCCCAAACCAGUCGUCGUCACGCCCGCUGUGACUCCUCUGGCUUCUCCUGCGGCUGUGCCACAGUCCCAAAGGCCCAGCGGCCCAGGACAGGACAUUUUGUUAAGUGAUUCUCUCACUCCUAAAUAUCUCAGCUGCAAGCAAGACAACAGCUCUUCUUCCCCUAAGCCCAGCUCUGCAUUCAGAAGUGGAUUCUCUGGCAUAAAGAAGCCGUGGCACAGAUGUCCUGUCUGUAACCACCACUUCCAGUUCAAGCAGCACCUUCAAGACCACAUGAACACACACACGAACCGGCGGCCUUACAGUUGUCGGAUCUGCCGCAAGACAUACGUCCGUUCCGGCAGCCUGAGCUCACACGUGAAACUUCACCACAGUGAGAACCGCCCGAGGAAACUCGUGUGCUGUGAAUUUUGUGCAAAAGUGUUCGGUCACGUCAGAGUCUAUUUUGGCCAUCUGAAAGAAGUGCACAGGGUUGUCAUCAGCACCGAAUCCUCCCCCGGCGAACUGCUGCCGGGGGAUGCACCAAAGAGCAGAGACACAGAGGUGGCUGUGCAGAGGGACAAGUCCAGCCCAGAAGAAGACCUCCUCUUAAACCAGGCAGACGAAAUCAAAUUGCAGAUUAAGUGUGGCCGCUGCCAGAUCGCUGCCCAGACUUUCGCCGAAAUCAAGUUUCACUUACUUUCCGUCCACGGAGAGGAAAUUCAGGGCAGGCUGCAAGAGGAGCUCUCCCCCAGGAGCCAGGCAGCUGCGCAAGAACUGGCCCGACACGCUGCUCCUUCCUGGAAGCAGCGUCCUGAGAGAAGGAAACUGCUGGAGAAGCCCCGUCCCUCCGACGAGGAAGUGCACGCGGUCCCUACAUUGAGAAGGCAACUCUGCCUUCAUCGUCAGAAUGACAAGGGAACAAUCACAAAAGAUGAAGGAGCCCAGCCAGGACCCAGCGAGCCAGGAGAAGCCCCCCAGGGCCCUGCGUGUCCCAGCCCACACUCAGCUCCCCUCCAGUCGCAGCCCGGCUUUCACUGCGUCCUCUGUGCACGGACGCUUGGGAAGAAAGAAGAGCUCCUCCUGCACUGGCAGCAGGGGCACAACUGCGAGGACGCCCCCGGGCUCUGGAGGAUUCUGAAGGCCUUCUCUCACCAGGGGGCGGUCGGGCUUCCCGGGGACACAGGGGAAUGAAAUGCUGGGGCCCCGGGAGGGGGAGGGAGUCUGUGCCACCCUCCCCUCCAACUUCGGGCUGUGUGGUGGCCCUCCAUGAUAAAAUCAAACCAGCUGGGAUCAGCAAUAAUAAGCAGAAGUGAUUUUUGUACAUAAUUUUAUUUUCUUAUGAACUAUAUGCCCUUGAUGAUGCAUAUUUUUCUAAGUGUACGCAGUUUUAUUUUAAAAUUCUGUAUACUAACUGUUCAUGUCUUAGAUUUUUUUUUGAGAAUAAAUAAAGAGAUCAGAAUUUAGAGAUUGAAAUGUAAAGGAUUGUAGGCUGUUCUGCAGAUACAGUUUCCAGUAAAAACAUGUGUUUGAGUGUGCGUGUGUCCUUUUGUUCAAAAAUUUCUGUCUACGUAGGUCAACAAAAUUGAAA
This is a messenger RNA of Artibeus jamaicensis (Jamaican fruit-eating bat), 8753 nucleotides long. RefSeq names its product zinc finger protein 438 (gene ZNF438). Gene Ontology annotation, molecular function: sequence-specific DNA binding; DNA-binding transcription factor activity, RNA polymerase II-specific. The record is from RefSeq and is a predicted model, not a curated record. Gene Ontology annotation, cellular component: nucleus. Bases 5951 to 8356 code for a protein of 801 amino acids. Gene Ontology annotation, biological process: regulation of transcription by RNA polymerase II. The transcript is spliced from 9 exons. Lineage: Eukaryota; Metazoa; Chordata; Mammalia; Chiroptera; Phyllostomidae.